UGUGCUGCAAUCGUUCCAGGAAAUAGUUAGGUUAUAGUUCCCAGCAAGGUUUAUUUUUCCGUCUUUGUCUUGUGUACUGAGCUGUAGCUAGUACAGAAAAUAUUAGACACUAAGCUGCAGGCUUCCAUUUAUAUUGUAUCACUGAACUCUCCUUUUUAUUAUUAUUUUUUUUUCUUUUAAGAAUUUGGAUUGUCAAGAAUUCACGAUGAUGAGCCUUUUUUUUCCUCUUUUAUUUGUCCCUGUUCUGUGUAUGAACAGCUUCUCAGGAGUGCAGGGAAGAAAAUGGAAAGGUGAAGGUACUACUCAAAACCUGGAAAGUAUUAUCAUUGGAAGAUGCUAUGAUUAUAUUAGAAUUCUGAACCCUGCUGUUGGUGAGAAGAAUUGUUCACAGAUAUGGGAAGCAUUUAAAAAUGCAUUUAUUAGCAAGGAUCCUUGCAACAUUCUACCUAAGGAUUAUGAAUUAUUUAUCAACCUCACAUUGCACACAAUUCCACCUAACAAGUCCAUUUUCUGGGAAAAUAAUCAGCUACUAGUCAAUAGCUUUGCUGACAGAGGACGUCGCUACAUGUCUGUGAGUGAUACUCUGUUUGGCUUCGUUGCAGAUUUUCUGAACUGGUGUGGGCAGGCAGACAGCCCUGGACUGGACUAUGAAUCCUGCCCUACCACGAUGGAAUGUGAAAAUAAUCCGGUGGAAUCGUUCUGGAGGAUGGCCUCAAUCACUUAUGCACAGCGCAGCUCUGGGGUGAUACAGGUCUUGCUGAAUGGUUCUGCAGAUGGAGGAGCUUAUCCACAGCCAGGUUUUUUUGCGGAUUAUGAAAUACCUAAUCUCCAGAAAGACAAAAUCUCACAAAUUGUCAUUUGGGUUGUGGAUGACAUUGAAGGACCAGAUAUAGAUUCCUGUGGAACUAAUAGUGUAAAGACAUUAGAAACCAGGCUGAAAACUCUUGGCUAUGAUGUCACUUGCACUGACAAUUACAAGUCUGUAAUGUUCUUACUCUGCCUGGAUAAUCCUGAUGAUUCUAAGUGUUCCCUUGCAUCAUCUGCACCAGCAGCACAAAGAGGACCUAUAUCUUCAGACAGAGGAGGCAGCUGGAACAAGCUCAUGUUUGUUUCUUUUGCAGGCUUUUUGUUCAGAUUUGCUUUAGUGUACUAAGUUAAUCAACUGAAUCCGUAUCCUCUAUUUGCCUGUCUAUAAAUUUGGCUUCAGCUAAUUUCUAACAGCAGUUUCACCCUAUUCUUUGGACUGGAAAACCUGCAUAUUAAAACCUUGCAUACUAGGUACUGGCUUCUUUUAGUAUCAAAAAUUAUCCCACUGCAGCUAGAAAGCCUCACCCUUAAUUUUCUUUUCUUUUUCUAGAAGAAGUUUGUUGCUAUUUCCUCUUAUCUUUAUUCUCCAGACUUAAACUGAGAAUAAUACUUCCUGGCCACAUAUUUUAGAAAGAAAAAUGAUACUAUGCCUGUCAUACAUCAGCCACAGAGAUUACUUGUUUGUAAAACCAUCCUAGCAUCUGACUUUGGAAACUAAGUGACUGAUUAUCACGUUUUGGGAAGGCUAAACAUCAAGUAGGAGAGAUCUUAGAUUGCUCACUUGAUACAAGAUGCAAUAGGUAAGACAGUGGAAAAGUAAACUCAUCUUCAUAAGUGGUCCAGUACUAUUUUACCACAUUAAUAUCAACUGCUUCAUCAUCCACACAGCUGUUCCUCCGCUGGCUGUUUCCUGGCCACCAGAUAGCAAAUAAUCAGAAAUACCAGGUCUAGAAAGUUCCACAGUUUUUUCACCCCUAUGUGAUUUAUGGUGUAUCAAAUUCAGAUAAGAAUCUGCCAAGUCAGACAUUGGCCUGCUUGCAGUGAACUCGGGUAGCAGGGUUCAAAACACACUGAGGAGAGAGCAGAUGCCAGCCUGAAGUUUCUUGGGCUACUUCUGCAAAUUCCAGUGCUGCAACUAGAUGCUCCUCUAAACCACCAAGACAUCCAGCUACCAGGAUGUUGUAUAAAUCUUCAGAAAAAAGUAGUCAUUCUACUAGAAAAUAUAUUUAUGUAGAUAUUUUCUGCACAUUUUGUGUUAGCUUCUGUAUUGUGUGUUUGUAUUUACUGGUUGCCUGGAAACUUGGAAAUGAUGUGCUUGUUAUCUCAGUGAAUCUUAUUUAAGGGUCCAUAAUAGAUUUAUAUCCUUUCAAUCCCUGAUGAAACUGUAUCGUGUUUUAUGUUUGAAAGAUAAAAUACUUAAAAUGUGUUGUAGUUUCUUAUUUGUCUUGCUUCUCUGCCUGUAAUAAACUUUAAUUUGGUUUUAAUGC
Hirundo rustica (Barn swallow) is the source of this 2294-nucleotide messenger RNA. Its product is annotated as ADP-ribosyl cyclase/cyclic ADP-ribose hydrolase 2-like. The record is from RefSeq and is a predicted model, not a curated record. Bases 206 to 1153 code for a protein of 315 amino acids. Gene Ontology annotation, biological process: positive regulation of B cell proliferation. Gene Ontology annotation, cellular component: plasma membrane. The transcript is spliced from 9 exons. Gene Ontology annotation, molecular function: phosphorus-oxygen lyase activity; NAD+ nucleosidase activity. Lineage: Eukaryota; Metazoa; Chordata; Aves; Passeriformes; Hirundinidae.